Molecule: messenger RNA, 2624 nt
Organism: Bursaphelenchus okinawaensis
Lineage: Eukaryota; Metazoa; Nematoda; Chromadorea; Rhabditida; Aphelenchoididae
Source: the annotation of a GenBank genome assembly
AUGAUUAAGCAAAGCACCGAGUUUGAUGCGUACGGUAACCCGAUUAUUCAUCUACCGGCCGAAGAUCGACCACUGGUCACGGAACUGCUGGUCUAUCUGGAACCCAACAUUCGACCCAUCCACCCCCGAUUUGUGAAAUUAUGCCAUGCCGCCAAAAAGUACGCGUCUCAUACGGUAUUGAUUGAUGUGGCCAAGUACUUUUUACAGCAUUGUUCGGUAAGUUUUUAGCUUUUUUGGGUGGAAGGGGAGGAAGGCAAGGUAAUGUUAGGGGGUAUGCUAUUGUAGGGUAGGGUAGUUUAAGGUACAGUAGGGUAGUGUCGGGUAUAUAAUUAACAGUUUUUCUGAAAUUAGCAUACUCGAUUUAGUCGGAAAAGACACUUUACACGUUCAUUUUGAACAUCUUUUAAUAUAAUAGUUGUUAACAAUAAGUAUUUACAACUGUAGGGUUGACUCGGUUAUCGUAAAGUAAGGGAGGAUACUGUAGAGUAGGCUACUGUAAGAUAGGAUACUGUAAUCUAUGCUAGGAUACUGUUAGUGUAGACUGGUCGACUGUAAGGGUACUGUAAGUGAGGGCAGAUUAGGCUAUUCUAGGAUAAAAUACCCUGAAUUUAUCUUAUUAUUUUAUGUAAACAAAGUUUCUUCCAUUUUCAGCCCUACAUGUCUUCUCUGACACAACGAGUCACAGAAGCAAUUCACUGUAAUCUUGGCGAAGAGGUCGUUCCCAAGUUCAUGUUCGAUGCCGUCAAGAACAAGGAGUGGUCGAAAGUGAUUAGCCAAGUCAGUGAACCAAGCACCUUGUUCCCGGAAGACGUCUACAACGACUUUGUCGCUCCAGCCUGUAUUCAAGCUCAGAAAAAGCGAAAUUUCGAAUUUCCGACCAAAGAACAGUUGAUCUUGAGGUGAGUGGAAGGAAAGUUGUUUUGGAAUUUGGAAACAUUGGGUUUGGAAAUAAAGUUUCUUCAUAUUAAAAGAAUGGAGGUUGGAAAGAAAGUUAUUGUUGUUUUUCGUAAAAUUGUGAUUUGUAAAGAAAGUUCUUGCAAAUUUUUGUUUUGUAAAUAAAGUUCUUGCCAUUUUUUAGGGCUCGAACUGCAAGUGACCCAAAUGUCGUCAAGUUGACCUACAGUGGAGUGACAGUACUGGCCCACAAAGGAAUGCUACAAGCCCAAAGUAUGGCUAAGUUCGGUACUAGUGCUGAUUUGGAAGCUAGAGGUAAGGUUGUAAAGAAAGUUCUUGCUUUUUAUUUGUAAAGAAAGUUUUUGCCAUUUUUUGUUUUGGAAAGAAAGUUUUUGCGGUUUUUUGUUUUGUAAAGAAAGUUUUUUCCAUUUUUUUGAAAUUGAAAUCUUCAUUUUUAGAGUAUUACCCAAUCUUCAGUGUGGCCACUCGUGAAUAUCUCCAGAAGCUUCACAUCAAUCUAAAGCACUUUCUCAACGAAUUCCUGGAUUUUGCUUAUUAUGGGAAGGGCGUCUGCAACAAGUGCAUCAAACCCAUGCUGAUCUUUGCUCAUGACAAUGAAUUGAACUUUUUGAAGGCCAAAAUGGAAGAGGUAAGCGAUUGGAUAUGGGUUUUAUCGCUUUGUAAAGAAAAUUGGGAAAUGGACGAAAUGUCACAAAAAAUCAAUAGUCUUUGUGAAAUUUCGUCUUAAUAUUUCGGGGUUUUUUUGGUUAUUAAGCAAGUAGGAGUAUUUUUUGUCGUCUACUUUUUGAAGAAUUUUGAAAUUUUUAAAAAUCAAUAUUUUUUGUGACAUUUCGUCAUUUUUGACGUCGCUUUAUGGUGCCUAGAAACAAAGCAUAGGCAUUUUAUAAGUUAGUUUUACAUAAUUGAGUGAUUUUGACUUUUUUAAAUAAUUUUGUGACAUUUCGUCUUUUUUUGAAAUUUUUUAUAAUACGACCAUGGAAGGUGAUAAUAAUGAAAGUCAAUUAAAUUUUAAAUAGAUUAAAGGAAGUUAAAAUAGCUUUUUAUUUUCAAAAAAUUGAUAUUUGUGUAAAAUUUCGUCUUUUCAGGCCAUUAUGGGUGAACCACCAAUCACAUCGACGAUGCUAAAGGAGCAUUUCGUACUGGCUUCGAAGUACAAUUUGGAGAAUCUGAUGCGAUUGAGUUUAUUGCGAAGCGAAGGCCAUUAUCUGUCUGUGGCGCAGGCGCUGAUUAACAUGACUGGCGUGGUGAAUGAGCUGAGUUUGCCAACCAUGAGGAAGCUGGUUCAUCGACUGUGCUCGGGAUGGUCGUUGGUCGAUCGGAAGAUGGCUGAGCGGUAAGUUUUUGAUGUUUUUUUGAAAGACUUUGUUUUGGAAAAGAAGUUCUUGCCAUUUGAUGUUUAUUAAAGAAAGUUCUUGUCAUUUUUUGGAUUGUAAAGAACCUUUUUGUAGAUUUAAAAAAAAUGGUGUUUGGAAAGAUGCGGUUUUAAUUUGGUUACUUUCAGCAAUGCCACCAGGAAAACCUGUCGUCGCUUGUUCGUGGGCCGCGAAAGGCCAAUGGAGAGGUUCAUCGACCCAACUCCGACCCAAGAAGUCACCCAAACCAACACUGUUGGGGUUGGCUUCGUGGGGAAUAAUAACAGGAAAAUAAAUGUAAGCUUUUUAUUCUUAUUUAUUUCUCAUUACAAAGUUACAACUGGUGACGAAAGAUAA